Gaeumannomyces tritici R3-111a-1 is the source of this 2292-nucleotide messenger RNA. RefSeq names its product guanosine-diphosphatase. The transcript is spliced from 3 exons. Gene Ontology annotation, biological process: protein N-linked glycosylation; nucleoside diphosphate catabolic process. The coding region runs from base 352 to 2061 and encodes 569 amino acids. Gene Ontology annotation, cellular component: Golgi apparatus; membrane. Gene Ontology annotation, molecular function: GDP phosphatase activity; UDP phosphatase activity. The record is from RefSeq and is a predicted model, not a curated record. Lineage: Eukaryota; Fungi; Ascomycota; Sordariomycetes; Magnaporthales; Magnaporthaceae.
GGCCAGUCAAGGAUCCGAACUGAAGACCGCCCGCCAGCUGCGUGUGGAUGGCUGGGAUUAUUGAUUGAAAUCUUUGACGUGUGGUCUUCUGAGCAGCCCCCUUUUUCGAUCUGAUCUGUCAGUAAAAAAAGGGUGUCCUGUUCGAUCAACACAUAUUCGAUGCAGUCGUAAGGACUCCUACUCCUCACCUCUUUGCUGUUCAUAGUUCUGCGCGUCCACCCUCGAGAUUGCCUCCUUCAAGUCUCUCGUUCACCCUCCCUUCUUUUUUCUGUACUUUUGUUUUAGUGGCUCGUUGAGGGAUGCGUCCGCUUGGUCUCGUAUCCUCGACCCCAUACCGCCCAGUAAUUUGACAUGCGCAGAACAUCAGUUUCAUUACCAACCAACAACAGAGUCGCCCGCGACCCUCACGAGAAACGCGCCCGCUACGACCACAACCAGCGCGACGUCGGCAUCCUGGAGCAACUCGUGACGACCAUGAACCAAGCCCGGCAGGCGCGAUGGUUUAAAAUCAUCGCUGUCCUGACCGGCAUCUUGUUUCUGGUCUUCUUCCUGACGCCCUCGGGCAUGGAGCUCCCCCUCGGCAGGGCAGCAGGAGGAGGAGGAGGAGGAGGAGGAGGCAGACCAGCAGUGCCAGUGUCGAGGCCAGCGUCUGGCGGCGCCGGUCAGGGCCAGGCCCCCACCGACUCUUCGUACGGCACCUCCAAGUGCGCCAAGUCCUUCUCCAAGGACAAGCCCAUCGUCCAGUAUGUCCUCAUGGUCGACGCCGGCAGCACCGGCUCGCGCAUCCACGUCUACAAGUUCAACAACUGCGGCGCCGCCCCGGAGCUCGAGAGCGAGCUCUUCGAGCAGACGGCCAAGAAGGAGGGCGGCAGCGGCCUGAGCGCCUACCCCAAUGACCCCGAGGCCGCCGCCAAGAGCCUGGACGUCCUUCUGGACAAGGCCAUGAAGGAGGUGCCCGACAAGCUCAAGUCGUGCUCGCCCAUCGCCGUCAAGGCCACGGCCGGCCUGCGCCUGCUCGGCAAGGAGAAGAGCGACAAGAUCCUGGCGGCGGUGCGGAAGCACCUCGAGAACGACUACCCCUUCCCGGUGGUUGCGGGCGAGAGCGGCGUCACUAUCAUGGACGGCAAGGAUGAGGCCAUCUACGCUUGGGUCACCGUCAACUACCUGCUGGGCAAGAUCGGCGGCCCCGACCGCAGCGAGACGGCGGCCGUGCUCGACCUCGGCGGCGGCUCCACCCAGAUCGUCUUCGAGCCCACCUUCAAGGGCGCCCCGCACGGCGGCAUGCCCGAGAAGCUGGCCGAAGGGGACCACAAGUACGCGCUCGACUUUGGCGGGCGCAAGUUUGAGCUGUACCAGCACUCGCACCUGGGCUACGGCCUCAUGAGCGCGCGCGAGGCCAUCUUCAAGACGCUCGUCGACGAGAUCCACGAGUCCAAGAAGGACGACAGGAGCUGGCUCAACGCCCCCGUCGUCAACCCCUGCUUCGGCGCCGGCAUGACAAAGACCAUCAAGGUCAAGCUCGGCGACGGCCACGCGCUCGGCAAGGAGAUGGAGAUCAACAUGACGGGCCCCAAGGCCGCCGCCCCGGCCCAGUGCCGCGCCCUGGCCGAGAAGGUGCUCAAGAAGGACGUCGAGUGCAAGCUCGCCCCCUGCUCCUUCAACGGCGUCCACCAGCCGUCCAUCGCCAAGACCUUCGCCAAGGAGGACAUCUACUUCCUGUCGUACUUCACCGACCGCGCCCAGGCUCUCGGCAUGCCCGAGUCCUUCUCGCUCAAGGAGAUGCGCGACCUGGCCGACGUGGUCUGCGGCGGCAAGGAGGCCUGGGGCGUCUUCCAGGGCGUAAAGGGCGCCCUCGAAGAGCUCGACGGCCGCCCCGAGUACUGCCUCGACCUCAACUUCAUGCUGGCCCUCGUCCACACCGGCUACGAGAUGCCCAUCGACCGCGAGAUCAAGGUUGCCAAGAAGAUCAAGGACAACGAGCUCGGCUGGUGCUUGGGAGCCAGUCUGCCGCUCCUGGCCAAGGGGUCUGGAUGGACCUGCAAGAUCUCUGAGAUCCACUGAGCGAGGAGCAUGUAUCGCCCGUCAUGAAGGAGCCGGAUUCCAACCAAGCUUUGGCAACGACAGACCUGUUUCGCCGUUUGCUGGGGCUAGUUUUACGCGGCGUUUGGGUGUCAAUUUUGUAGAAUUAAACGGGGUCAUAUAUAAGAAUACCCUUGCGAGAUCCGUUUCCAUACACUGAUACCAAACAAUAAGACGUGGUCUCUAUCCAGACUACUCCACAAUUUUACUCGA